AGAGAGCGAGAGAGAGCGAGAGAGAGAGACGCUCUGGCAGUGACCGGGCAAAAAAAAAAAAAAAAAAAAAAAAAAGAAAGAUAUAAAUACGUUUACGUGGGUAUAAAACGCUUGAAGUGCAGCUUGUAGUGAAGUCGAAGCGCUAGUGGUGUGUUUUUUGUGCUCGGUUUCUACGCGCUAACGUCCGAGCGAGAGCAGCGCGAGCGUCUUUUGUCGGUUUAAACUUCUAAAUGAGUGCGGAUUUAAAUUAACAAUCCGGUUUGAAUGGAUUGCAUUUUUCGCCGCUCCCCCCUAGAACAGGGACAAUCGGAGGAGCACACGGACUGGAAAUAUUGCGAGGGAAGUUAAACAUUUUCUCCGCAAUCGCAUGACAAGCGUAUUGUUAUUAUUAUUGUUAUUGUUGUUAUUAUUAUUUUGUGUGUGCGUGUGUGUGUAUUAACAUUUAUGCUAGUUUGCGCUAACUAGCAUCGGCUAGCUGUAAACAGGGUAUUUGUUUUUGCUUCCCUUAGAAACGGUUCAUAAUUUGGGCCUGUGUAGUAGUAGUAGCAGCAGCAGGAGUAGUUGUUGAUAUUAUUAUUAUUAUUGUUAUUGUUAUUUUUUUAUUUUGGAGAGUUUAAGCUCAGUCAUCCCUCCCCCCAUCCCCAUCAAAAGGCGCCGAGAUUGGGCGAAUAGCGAGCAAAUACGUCCGCGUUUCUCUGCCCGCGCCCCCGCCGGCUUCCCUGCCUCAUUCCCCGGCGCCGACCUCAGGAAAGGCCGAGGUCGCGUCAGCGCAGGCCCGGCCCGACCCGUGCAGCCCCGAUCCUCACCCUCACCCGCAUCCGCAACCUCCGGCUCCCCGGUGCCCUUUCGCUACGGAACCGAACCCGGAUAAGGGCCAGGGAAACCAAGACGACGACGACGACAGCAGCAGGAACCGUGAGAUCACAAACAUGAACCAUCAUCACCACCAGACGCAGCAGCAGCAGCAGAAAGCCGGCGAGCAGCAGCUCAGCGAGCCCGAGGACAUGGAGAUGGAAGCUGGGGACACGGAUGAUCCCCCAAGAAUCCCUCAAAAUCCGGUCAUCAACGGGAAUGUGGCAAUGGCAGACGGACACAACAACACAGAAGAAGACAUGGAGGACGAUACGAGCUGGCGUUCCGAGGCCACCUUCCGCUUCGUGGUGGAGCGCUUCAGCCGGCUCAGCGAGUCGGUUCUCAGCCCGUCGUGUUUCGUAAGGAACCUGCCGUGGAAGAUCAUGGUCAUGCCUCGCUUCUAUCCCGACCGGCCUCACCAGAAGAGCGUCGGCUUUUUCCUGCAGUGCAACGCCGAGUCCGACUCCACGUCAUGGUCAUGUCACGCUCAAGCCAUGCUGAAAAUCAUCAACUACAAGGACGACGAGAAGUCGUUCAGCCGGCGCAUCAGCCACCUGUUCUUCCACAAAGAAAACGACUGGGGUUUCUCCAACUUCAUGUCAUGGAGCGACGUAACCGACCCGGAGAGAGGCUUUGUGGAAGACGAUAAGGUCACGUUCGAGGUUUCUGUCCAGGCCGAUGCUCCUCACGGUGUAGCAUGGGAUUCAAAGAAGCAUACUGGAUAUGUAGGGUUAAAGAACCAAGGAGCCACGUGCUACAUGAACAGUCUGCUGCAAACACUCUUCUUCACCAACCAGCUCCGGCGGGCGGUCUACAUGAUGCCCACUGAGGGAGACGACUCCUCCAAAAGCGUUCCUCUGGCACUGCAGAGGGUCUUCUACGAGCUCCAGCACAGCGAUAAGCCCGUCGGCACAAAGAAACUGACCAAGUCUUUUGGAUGGGAGACGUUGGACAGUUUCAUGCAGCACGAUGUCCAGGAGCUGUGCAGAGUGCUUCUGGACAACGUCGAGAACAAGAUGAAGGGGACGUGCGUGGAAGGCACCAUCCCGAAACUCUUCAGAGGAAAGAUGGUGUCCUACAUCCAGUGUAAGCACGUGGAUUAUAGAUCUGAGCGAAUAGAGGAUUACUACGACAUCCAGCUCAGCAUAAAGGGAAAGAAAAACAUCUUUGAGUCAUUUAAAGAUUACGUGGCGGUGGAGCAGCUCGACGGGGAUAACAAGUACGAUGCGGGGGAGCACGGCCUACAGGAAGCUGAGAAGGGGGUGAAGUUCCUCACUUUUCCUCCCAUCCUGCACUUACAGCUCAUGAGGUUCAUGUACGACCCCCAAACCGACCAAAACAUUAAGAUCAACGACAGGUUCGAGUUUCCCGAUCAGUUACCACUGGACGAGUUCCUGCAGAAGCCGGACGUGAAGGACCCGGCCAACUACAUCCUGCACGCCGUGUUGGUGCACAGCGGAGACAACCACGGCGGCCACUACGUCGUCUAUCUCAACCCCAAAGGAGACGGCAAAGUGAGUGUCACGGAGCCAAUAUGGUGCAAGUUCGACGACGACGUCGUUUCCCGAUGCACUAAAGAAGAGGCCAUCGAGCACAACUACGGCGGCCAUGACGACGACCUCUCCGUGCGCCACUGCACCAACGCCUACAUGCUGGUCUACAUCCGAGAGUCCAAGCUCAGCGAGGUGCUGCAGCCCGUCACAGACAUGGACAUCCCUCAGCAGCUGGUGGAGAGACUGCAGGAGGAGAAGCGGGUGGAGGCCCAGAAACGGAAGGAGCGCCAGGAAGCUCAUCUCUACAUGCAAGUGCAGAUGGUGACAGAGGACCAGUUCUGCGGGCACCAGGGCAACGACAUGUACGACGAGGAGAAAGUGAAGUACACCGUGUUCAAGGUGCUGAAGAGCUCCACCCUGGCCGAGUUUGUGCAGAACCUCUCUCAGACCAUGGGUUUCCCACAGGACCAGAUGCGGCUGUGGCCCAUGCAGGCCAGGAGCAACGGCACCAAGCGGCCGGCCAUGUUGGACUACGAGGCAGACUGCAACAAGUCUAUGAUCGACUUGAGCGACAACGAGAACCCCUGGACAAUAUUUCUGGAAACAGUAGAUCCAGAAAUGGCUGCCAGCGGCGCAACGUUACCCAAAUUCGACAAAGACCAUGAUGUCAUGUUGUUCUUGAAGAUGUAUGACCCAAAAACCAGAAGCUUAAAUUAUUGUGGACAUAUCUACACGCCUAUAUCCUGUAAAAUACGAGACUUGCUGCCCGUCAUGUGUGAAAGAGCAGGGUUUCAGCAGGGAACUAGUCUUAUCCUCUAUGAGGAAGUUAAACCGAAUUUAACGGAGCGGAUACAGGACUACGACGUCUCCCUGGAUAAAGCUCUGGACGAGCUCAUGGACGGAGACAUAAUCGUGUUCCAGAAGGAUGACCCAGAAAACGAUACCAGUGAGCUGCCAACGGCAAAAGACUACUUCAGAGACCUGUACCACCGCGUGGACGUCAUCUUCUGCGACAAAACCAUCCACAACGACCCGGGCUUCGUUGUUACACUAUCCAACAGAAUGAACUACUUCCAGGUGGCAAAGACUGUUGCGCAGAGGUUAAACACUGACCCCAUGCUCCUACAGUUCUUCAAGUCACAGGGGUACAGGGACGGCCCGGGCAACCCACUCAGGCACAACUACGAGGGAACUCUCCGAGACCUGCUGCAGUUCUUCAAACCACGGCAGCCCAAGAAGCUCUACUACCAACAGCUCAAGAUGAAGAUCACAGACUUUGAAAACCGGAGGAGUUUCAAGUCCAUAUGGCUGAACAGUCAGUUUCGGGAGGAGGAGAUCACACUAUACCCAGACAAGCAUGGCUGUGUUCGAGACCUUCUCGAGGAAUGUAAAAAGGCCGUGGAGCUCUCGGACAAAGGCUCAGAGAAGCUCAGGCUGUUAGAAAUCGUAAGCUACAAAAUUAUCGGGGUUCACCAAGAGGACGAACUGCUAGAAUGUUUAUCUCCCGCAGCCAGUCGGACGUUCAGAAUAGAGGAAAUCCCUCUGGACCAGGUCGACCUGGAUAAGGAGAACGAGAUGUUGAUUCCAGUUGCACAUUUCCACAAGGAGGUCUUCGGGACUUUUGGAAUUCCGUUCUUGCUAAAGAUUCGUCAGGCCGAGCCCUUCAGAGAGGUGAUGAAGAGGAUCCAGAGCAUGCUGGAUAUCCAGGAGAAAGAGUUCGAAAAGUUUAAAUUUGCGAUCGUGAUGAUGGGCCGGCACCAGUACAUCAACGAGGACGACUACGAAGUGAACCUGAAGGACUUCGAGCCACAGCCGGGAAACAUGUCCCACCCCAGACCCUGGUUAGGGCUCGACCACUUCAACAAAGCGCCGAAGCGAGGGCGCUACACGUACCUAGAGAAGGCUAUCAAGAUCCACAACUGACGCGCUGUCUCUCCGCCCUAACCGACCCUUAUUAAAGACUCUAACCAGAAGUUGUGUGUGUGUGUGUGUGUGUGUGUGUGUGUGUGUGUGUGUGUGUGUGUGUGUGUGUGUGUGUGUGCGCGCCACUUUUUACCACCUGCCCUGCGGUUACACAGGCCCCGCCUAUGAAGUCUUCAGCAAGCCAGAGUUCCUGCUCAUCGUUUUUCUUUUUCUUUUUUUCCCCCCCCCUUUAGAAGCUCUUCGAUUCGACUUCUGUCGCCUGCCUGUUUUUGUCUGGGAGAAUGAAUUGAAUUUUAACAAACGGGGGAACAGUAUGAACUUUCUAGACAGGUGUAAUAUUUUUUUCCGUUUUUGGUUUUGUUUUCCUUUUAAUUUUUUGGUUUUAAAGAAUUGUUACGGCAAGAGAGCUGCUGCGUGCGUAGGGAGGGAGGGAGGAGGACGGAAACGAAAGUUUGGCCAUUUACCAAAAAAAAAAAAAACACAAAAAAAAAAAAACACAAAAAAAAAACCAGACGAACGGAUGGAUGUCGAGGAUAUUUAACCAACUUUUAACCAAAAAGGACACCACUGAUGGCUAAAGCUUGCUGAUAACUCUGAAGCAGUUCCGUGUUUUCUCGUCCCUUAGCGCAAAACUAGGUUUUUUUUUUCUUUUUUUUUUUUUUUUUUCUUCGUGUUUUUUUUUUUUUUUUCAUGUUUACACAAUUCUCACUUAGUUCAGUUAAGGAUUUCAGUCGUAUCUUUCAUGAAAAACUUGUAUGAUAAAAAUAAAGAUCCACAGCAUCGUUUUAAAAACAAACAACAAACGAAAUGAAUCGUCUGUACUUCAUUUUGCACGUUGGCACUUAAUAUCAAAGGUUUUGCAUUUCUCCACAUCGGUAAAUGUAAUCUUUGGUCGUGUUUUGGCCUUGAGGCCCCCCGUGUGUUCCUUUUCUCUCUCUCUCUCUCUCUCUCCCCCAGCCCACCUUCUUACGCUUUCUCUCUCUCUCUGCUUUUUCACCCUCUUUCGUUCCUCUGUCGUUUUUGCCGUGGGAUUGGAGGCGGUGUUGCUCCACGUUCGUCCUACAUUAGCAGGAGGCUGCAGACUUUCGCUAGACUGGUUCAGGAUGUAGAGAAACCAGCAUUAAAACGAACCUUUUUUUUUGUUUGUUUGUUUAGUUUUGUCUCUUUCCCCUAUUAUUAUUUUUUUUUUUUCUAAGCACAGGAGUCGUCAUGCUCCCGAGUGCGUAGUCUGCUUUGUAAAGACAAACGUUUAAAAUUGUAUAUUUAAAAAGAAUGGACAUGUAAAAUUAAAGACACACUUUUGUUGGGUACAGAUCGAUUCAGAUGUUCAUAUUCAUUGUGUGUAGUUUUAUUUUGGACACCGUUUUAUUUUCUUUUCCUCAACUACUUGCUACAGUUCGUUUUAAGUGCAGAUGCGGAUCACAUCUUUUGAUUCUGAUUCCCAGCCCCCAGUCUAAUUCCUCCGUGUAGCAGCAGUGUACAACAACAACAACUAUUCCUGUAUAUUGCCUUUUUGCUGAAAAAUGUAUGUUGAAUAAAAUUUUCUAUAAAAGCUA
Messenger RNA from Pangasianodon hypophthalmus (striped catfish), 5824 nucleotides. It is a transcript of the gene usp7, whose product is annotated as ubiquitin specific peptidase 7 (herpes virus-associated). The transcript has 31 exons. Gene Ontology annotation, cellular component: cytosol; nucleus. Gene Ontology annotation, biological process: regulation of protein stability; protein deubiquitination. The record is from RefSeq and is a predicted model, not a curated record. Gene Ontology annotation, molecular function: protein binding; cysteine-type endopeptidase activity; cysteine-type deubiquitinase activity. Lineage: Eukaryota; Metazoa; Chordata; Actinopteri; Siluriformes; Pangasiidae. Bases 930 to 4268 code for a protein of 1112 amino acids.